UAGUAGACGCUUCUCCGUUUUCAUUUUUCAAAGCUUUGGUUGUUGCUGUCAAGAUUUAAUAACUGGACCAAGUGUGAUAAUACCAUUCUUAUACCUUUCUAGACCCAUUUUGAGCAAAAACACAUAUUCUGAACCUUCAAUACAAUCGCCUUUGAACUGCAUGUUGCCACGUCGUCGACCAGUGAAGCGAAACGUUCCGUACCGUACUACACCACCAGCAACGCCUGCAGCUCCGGCGCCGUCUCUGCUCGCUCUCUGUUACUGUAUCUUGACUGUAAGGCCUUGACCUGAGUGACGUGAGCUGAGUAGAUCUUGAGGCUGAGGUAAUAAGGAUCAUUUCACUUUCAGCUGGGAGACGUGGUCUUGAAUAAUAUCUGCCAAGAUGAGUUUAGCAGCGGCCGGAUUCUACGGGCUCUGCUCAGGGUCCAUGUCAUUCAUCAACAAAUUGGCCAUGAACACCUACGGGUUCAACUACCCUGAGAUCAUCAUGCUUGCUCAAAUGAGCGUUACUGUGGCAGCCUUGAAACUCAUUCACCUCCUAGGAAAGACGGAUCUACCAAACUAUACCCGGGAUAACGCUCGGCUUUGUUUCUUGCCCUCGCUCUUUUACGUCCUGAACUCGACCUUUGCUCUGAGCGCACUCAGCGGGAUGAAUAUUCCGAUGUACAAUGUUUUGAAGAGAACGGGGCCAUUGUUUUACGUCUUCUUGGCUGUGUGUAUUCUGAAGAAAGGCUGGCCAUCGGCUUCUAUCAUUGGAGCUGUCAGUUUAACAUCAGCUGGGUGCGUCGUUGCUGGCCUUGGUGAUAUAUCAUUUGAUCCCAAAGCAUACCUGUUUGGGAUCUGCAGUAUAUUCCUGCAAGGGAUCUACCUAACUCUGGUCCAACGACUCGGCCUCAAAGACGAGAUGUCGACCAACGGCAUCCUCUACAUCAACAGCCUCAACUGUCUCCCGUUCCUCAUCAUUUAUUCUCUCCUCACAUCCGAGUUCAAGGAGUGCAUCCUGUUCUUUCACUCGGCAACCCUUCAAGUUUAUCUCAUCCUCAUAUUCGUCGUGACGGCAGGCUGCGUCCUCAACUACUCUCAAUUCCUCUGCACCACGAUGAACUCCGCGCUGACGACGAGCAUCGUGGGUGUCGUCAAGAGUGUCGUGACGACGAUCGUCGGCAUCUUCGCGUUCGGGGGCGUGACGUUGACGACGAACAUGGUGCUGGGUAUAUCCAUGAACAUCGUCGGGGCUUUCUGGUAUACGUUUGCCAAGUACAGGGAGAGUCUGGUCAAGCACAUCAAGCGAAUCGGAUCCGCCAUCUCCAUGAGUGAAAUGGGCGAGGUUCCUACAACUGCAACUGAGCAAAAGCGCAUGCAUCGGAUGUCAAACGGUCACCCACCUUCUUCAUGACUUCGGUCAGUUCUCGUAAACUUAUGCCUUUACAUAGAUUUAUUUUCAUAAAAAGUAUAGAACUUGUGACUCGGCAUCAACGGUUACAUGUCUGAGGCCAGGUCACUUGUUUUGAA
Lytechinus variegatus (green sea urchin) is the source of this 1512-nucleotide messenger RNA. It is a transcript of the gene slc35d3, whose product is annotated as UDP-galactose/UDP-glucose transporter 7-like. NCBI's taxonomy places the organism in Eukaryota, Metazoa, Echinodermata, Echinoidea, Temnopleuroida, Toxopneustidae. The record is from RefSeq and is a predicted model, not a curated record. The transcript has 3 exons. The coding region runs from base 383 to 1396 and encodes 337 amino acids. Gene Ontology annotation, cellular component: Golgi apparatus. Gene Ontology annotation, molecular function: antiporter activity.